CCGGAAUCUGCCACUGUUGAAUACAAGGCCCUGGCUAACCAGCAAGAUCAAGACUCCUCCUCGUCGCUGCAGCCCACGGUGAUAAGGCCUUUUCUCCUUUCGUAAGGUGAAUUAUCGAUGCUGAUGUCAAUUUUGAGCUUGUAUUGACAAUUCUACGUGGGCAGUAUGAAGAUCAACAUUGCCAACCCCGCCACUGGGGCUCAAAAGACCAUUAAUAUCGAUGAAGAGAGAAGAUACCGUAUCUUCUUCGACAAGAAGAUCUCGCAAGAGGUCGAGGCGGACAUCCUUGGAGACGAAUGGAAGGGUUACAUUUUCCGUAUCACUGGUGGUAACGACAAGCAGGGUUUCCCCAUGAUGCAGGGUGUCCUGCUCCCCUCUCGUAUCAGACUGCUUUUGACCGAUAACCACACUUGCUACCGUGCAAGCCGCUCAGGCGAGAGGAAGCGCAAGUCCGUCCGUGGUUGCAUCGUUGGCCCUGACAUUGCCGUCCUCUCCGUCGUUAUCGUUAAACAGGGCGACAAUGAUGUCCCUGGGCUCACCGACACCAUCAGAAGGUUCUUCAACUUGUCGAAGGAGGAUGAUGUCAGGAAGUACGUUGUAAGGCGUGAGGUGAAGAGUUCGAAGAAGGAGAACGCCAAACCUUACACCAAAGCACCCAAAAUCCAAAGAUUGGUCACUCCCAUCCGUCUGCAACGCGCCCGUCACCUCCGUUCUCUUAACCGUCGCCGGAUCGACCGCCAGAAAGAGCAGAAGGCAGAAUACGAUGCCCUCAUGCAAAAGCGUGUUGCUGAGAAGAAGGCCAAGGUUGCAGCCAUCAAAGCCUCGCACACCAAGACUGCCUAAAAUAAUCCCCGUACAUCAUCCACACUUCAUGUCAUGCUUCUUAUGGUACCUCAUGUCACACCAUGCUUUGACGCUAUACUACCUGCAUUAAAGCCCAUCGCAUCGCUGAUAUGUCAGUAUCAAGUGAAUAUGACGUACCCCAAGGUUUGGGUUACUCUUGAAGCCCCGUGUUUUCUCAAGCUGGAUCGCUGAGCUUGUCAUUGCGUGUUUGAUUGUCGUGUCAAUUAAAUUUCAGAUUAGGCUACUUCACUAGAUCGACUCUUGCCAAUAAAAUGGGUCUGAUGUCUACGCUCGCCCUGCCUCCUUGUUCCCU
Messenger RNA from Suillus bovinus, 1156 nucleotides. Its product is annotated as 40S ribosomal protein S6. The transcript is spliced from 7 exons. Gene Ontology annotation, cellular component: ribosome. Bases 166 to 843 code for a protein of 225 amino acids. The record is from RefSeq and is a predicted model, not a curated record. NCBI's taxonomy places the organism in Eukaryota, Fungi, Basidiomycota, Agaricomycetes, Boletales, Suillaceae. Gene Ontology annotation, biological process: translation. Gene Ontology annotation, molecular function: structural constituent of ribosome.